AGCAGCAGCAGCGGUGGUGCUUUGUCGCUGACGGUAAAUGCAUAGCCGUCACCAUGCCCCCGGGGAAUGGGAUGCAGGAGGAGUGGGAGAAGGAGGAGGCUUGGGACCAAGGGAUCAUGAUGGACUUCCUGCUGCCCACUGGGAUCUUCCUCAAAUUCCCAGUGUCUCGGAACGACACCAUUAAAACCAUCAAAAAGAUGGUUUGGAAGAAUGCCAGAAGCGAGGCCUUGUUCUCAGCUCUGGGCGACCCCGAUGCUUAUGUCUUCACCUGCAUUAACCAGACAGCAGAGCGCGAGGAGCUGGAGGAGGAGUCGCGGCGUAUCAGCGACGUCCGCCCCUUCAUGUGUGUCCUCAGGCUCGUGGCCAGAGAGGGAGACCGAGUGGAGAAGCUCACCAACGCUCAAAUCAGCCUUUUAAUCGGGAAAGGUCUGCACGAGUUUGAAGCCCAAAAGAACCAUGAGGUGAAUGAGUUUCGGACAAAGAUGCGAGUGUUUGUCGAGGAGAAAGCUCUGGAGCGGCAGCUGUUGCCAUGGCACCAGUGGAUGGAGUACAGUUUCCCGUGCGACCUGGAGCCCUGCUGCUGUCCACCUGAUGGAGGGAGCAACAACAAGACCAAAAACACCAAGAAAAUCUUUGUCAACAUCAAGUUUGAGUCUUCAGAUGAGAGCUUCAUGCUGCAGCAGAACCCUCAGGACCGGCCUCUCUGUCUGGUGAAGAGCGCUCUGAAGAAGAAGGCCACAGUUUUCCGCUCAAUUCGACAGGAGCCAGAGGACUACACCCUCCAGGUCAACGGCAGGUGGGACUUCAUCUACGGGGACCACCCUCUCUGCCAGUUUAAAUAUAUCUUUAACUGUCUAAGAAACGGCCAGAACCCUCAGCUCACUAUGGUCCACCAUUCGACCAUCACGAAGUACCAGGAGGAGCAGGGACGAAUGUGCAACCAGGUUUUUAAGAGCCGUACUUUGUCCAGACCUCCGCCACUGCCACUUAAGAAACAAAACACAUCAUCUCUCUGGUCCAUAUCCGAGCCGUUCCACAUUCAGCUGCUGCAGGGGAGCCGCGUGAACGCAGACGAAGGCAUGAAGUUGGUGGUCCAGGCCGGUCUGUUCCACGGCAGCGAGCUCUUGUGCAAAGUGGUGACGAGUUCAGAGGUCACGGUGUGUUCGGAGCCGCUCUGGGACCAAAAACUGGAGUUCGACAUCAACGUUUCCGACCUGCCCCGAAUGAGCCGCCUGUGUUUCGCCCUGUACGCCGUCAUCGAGAAGACCAAGAAGCCCCGCGGGACGAAGAAGAAGAACAAGAAGGCCGACUGUCCUAUUGCCUGGGUCAACACCAUGGUUUUCGACUACAAGGACCAGCUGAAGACCGGGGAGUUCCUUCUGUCCACUUGGCCCUCGGUUCCCGACGACAAAAGUGACCUGCUGAAUCCUAUGGGGACCGUUGAGAAGAAUCCUAAUGUAGACAGUGCCGCUGGGCUCCUCAUUCGCUUCCCCAACAUCAGACCACAUCCUCUUUAUUAUCCACCGCUCGACAAGAUCACAGAUAUGGAGAAGAACGGUGACGCUUCGACUGUCUCCAAAGAUGAGUUGUUGAGGCUGAAAGAAAUAAUGGACAACAAAAACUACACUGAGUUUUUUGAGGAUGAGAAGGAACUGCUGUGGAAGCUGAGAUACGAAGUCCGAGAUCAUUACCCGGAAAGUCUGUCCAAACUGCUGCUCAUCACCAAGUGGAGCAAACGAGAGGAUGUGGUCCAGAUGGUGAGUUUGCUCGGACACUGGCCCGACCUCCCGGCCAUCCAUGCCCUGGAGCUCCUAGACUACAGUUUCCCUGACCCGGCCGUCCGCUCUUUCACAAUAAGAUGUCUAAAAAAACUCAGUGACCGUGAGCUGCUGCAGUACCUCAUUCAGCUGGUCCAGGUCCUGAAGUACGAGUCUUAUCUGGACUGUGACCUCACCAUGUUUCUCCUGGAGCGCGCUCUGUCCAACCGCAAGAUUGGGCACUUCCUGUUUUGGCAUCUCAGGUCAGAGAUGCAUGUGUCCUCCGUUGGUUUGAGAUUUGGCCUUAUUCUGGAGGCGUAUUGCAGAGGAAACAUCCACCACAUCAGACUUUUAACGAAACAGAAUGAAGCUCUGAGUAAAAUGAAGGCGCUCAGUGACUUUGUGAAGUCCGGCUCACAGAAGAUGACAGCAGAGGACCUAAAACUGUGCAUUAAACAGGAGUCGUAUGUGGAGGCUCUGUCUGACCUGCUGUCCCCCCUCAACCCCAGCAUCAUCCUCAACGAGAUAUGUGCGGAUAAAUGCAGGUUCAUGGACUCUAAAAUGAAGCCGUUGUGGAUGAUGUACAGAAAUUCAAGUGUUCAGGGAGAAAUGGUGGGAAUCAUAUUCAAGAAUGGAGACGAUCUACGGCAAGACAUGUUAACCCUUCAGAUGAUCCACCUGAUGGAAAAUCUCUGGAAGAAAGAGGGAUUAGAUCUCAGGAUGAUCCCGUACGGCUGCCUCUCCACUGGAAACAAAAUGGGUCUUAUUGAAGUUGUGAAAAACUCAGACACUAUCGCCAAUAUUCAACGCAACAGCAGUAACAGCGCGGCCACAGCUGCCUUCAACAAGGACGCCCUGCUCAACUGGCUCAAGUCCAAAAAUCCUGGGGACAAAUUAGAACAAGCGAUAGAGGAGUUCACUCUGUCAUGUGCUGGCUACUGUGUAGCUACUUACGUCUUGGGGAUUGGAGAUCGUCACAAUGACAACAUCAUGAUCAGAGAAACUGGACAGCUCUUUCACAUUGAUUUUGGACAUUUCUUGGGAAACUUCAAACGAAAGCUGGGCAUCAACCGGGAGCGAGUGCCUUUCAUUCUGACGUACGAUUUUGUCCACGUGAUUCAACAGGGACGCACCAACAACAGCGAGAAGUUUGAGAGGUUCAGAGAGUACUGUGAAUGGGCCUAUAAGAUCCUGUGUCGUAACGGGACACUGUUUGUGAACCUCUUUGCCAUGAUGAAGGCGGCUGGACUGCCCGAGCUCACCUCAUUCAAAGACAUUCAAUAUCUUAAGGAUUCUUUGGCUUUGGGCAAAUCUGAGGAAGAAGCUCUCAAGAAUUUCAAAGUGAAAUUUAAUGAAGCGCUACGAGAAAGUUGGAAGACCAAGGUGAACUGGAUGAUGCACUCUUUGGCCAAAGACAAUAGACCCUGAU
Periophthalmus magnuspinnatus is the source of this 3186-nucleotide messenger RNA. It is a transcript of the gene pik3cd, whose product is annotated as phosphatidylinositol-4,5-bisphosphate 3-kinase, catalytic subunit delta. Gene Ontology annotation, molecular function: 1-phosphatidylinositol-3-kinase activity; 1-phosphatidylinositol-4-phosphate 3-kinase activity. Gene Ontology annotation, biological process: cell migration; phosphatidylinositol-mediated signaling; phosphatidylinositol 3-kinase/protein kinase B signal transduction. The transcript is spliced from 22 exons. Gene Ontology annotation, cellular component: phosphatidylinositol 3-kinase complex; plasma membrane; cytoplasm. The coding region runs from base 54 to 3185 and encodes 1043 amino acids. The record is from RefSeq and is a predicted model, not a curated record. NCBI's taxonomy places the organism in Eukaryota, Metazoa, Chordata, Actinopteri, Gobiiformes, Gobiidae.